UGUGUGUGUGUGUGUCCAGGUUGAUGAGAGUUGCUGCGCUCCUGCCAGAUGGAACCGCAUCUGGUCCAACUCCUUCCCCGAGGCCGAGUUCUUUGACAAAGUGCUGAUGCUCUCCCAGAGACUCUACAGUCUGCAGGCCAUCAUCGCGCAGCAGGACAGCCACAUGGAGCUGCAGCGAGCCUCUCUGACGGAGCGCGCCUCUCUGCCCGGGCGCCACAGAGGGAACGUGCUGCUGGAGCAGGAGAAGCAGCGCACGCUCGCCCUGCAGAGGGAGGAGCUGGCCAGCUUCCACAAGCUGCAGUCUCAGCACCGGCAGGAGCAGCAGCGCUGGGAGAGGGAGCGGGAGAGGCACCGGCAGCAGGUGGAGGCCACCGAGGCCCGGCUGAGGCUCAGGGAGGAGGAGUGCCGACGGCUGGAGGUGAAGAGUCCCUCAGAGAGCUGGAGAGCACUUGUUAAUGGAAAAUGA
Messenger RNA from Notothenia coriiceps (black rockcod), 466 nucleotides. Its product is annotated as rho guanine nucleotide exchange factor 18-like. The coding region runs from base 107 to 466 and encodes 119 amino acids. NCBI's taxonomy places the organism in Eukaryota, Metazoa, Chordata, Actinopteri, Perciformes, Nototheniidae. The transcript is spliced from 3 exons. The record is from RefSeq and is a predicted model, not a curated record.